Molecule: messenger RNA, 1336 nt
Organism: Quercus robur (English oak)
Lineage: Eukaryota; Viridiplantae; Streptophyta; Magnoliopsida; Fagales; Fagaceae
Product: probable serine/threonine-protein kinase PBL23
Exons: 4
Biological process (GO): protein phosphorylation
Molecular function (GO): protein kinase activity; ATP binding
Source: RefSeq, a predicted model, not a curated record
UGUGCAGGAAGCAGCAAGCAUAGGAAUCUUGCUCAAGAGAUACUGAAAUUAGGACAUGCAAGAAUUUCUGCUCAGGUCUUCACAUUUUAUGAUUUGGCUGCUGCAACUGACAACUUCAAUCCCGAUUGUCUGGUCGGCGAAGGUGGAUUCGGGAGGGUGUACAAAGGAUACAUAGGGAACACUGAUCAGGUUGUGGCUGUUAAGCAACUUGACAGGAAAGGAUUGCAAGGAAGUAGAGAAUUCUUUGCAGAGGUUCUGAUGUUAAGUCUGGUUGAACACCCAAAUCUUGUUGAUUUGAUUGGCUAUUGUGCAGAUGGUGAUCAAAGAAUUUUAGUUUAUGAAUUCAUGGCCAAUGGAUCUUUGGAAAAUCAUCUUCUAGAAUUACCUCCAGGUAGGAAGCCUCUGGAUUGGUAUACCAGGAUGAAAAUAGCUGCAGGAGCAGCUAAAGGACUAGAAUACUUGCAUGACUUUGCCAAACCGCCAGUGAUUUAUCGUGAUUUUAAAGCAUCUAACAUAUUAUUAGAUGAGGAACUCUUUCCAAAGCUCUCUGAUUUCGGACUCGCUAAGAUAGGUCCAACAGGAGGCAAGGACCAUGUGUCUACAAGGGUGAUGGGAACCUAUGGCUAUUGUGCACCAGAGUAUGCUUCAACAGGACAACUGACAACAAAGUCUGAUGUGUAUAGUUUUGGUGUUGUGUUUCUGGAAUUAAUCACAGGUAGGAGAGCUAUUGAUUCAGCAAGAAUGACUGAGGAGCAGAACCUAAUUACUUGGGCACAGCCGCUUUUUAGGGACAGAAAGAAGUUUACAUUAAUGGCUGACCCUUUGCUAAAAGGAAAUUACCCUGUAAAGGGUCUUUAUCAAGCUCUUGCAGUUGCUGCAAUGUGUCUUCAAGAGGAAGCUGACACCCGACCUUUGAUGGGUGAUGUUGUAACUGCUAUUGAGCAUCUGGCAAUGCCAAGAGACGAUGAGAAAAUUGCUUCAGAUUUAUCAAAAUGCAGUGGUGCACAUGCUGAAUCUGUGAGAGAAGAAAGUGGCAAUAGAGAGAGAGAGCUGUAGCAUCAAAGGGACUGAAGCUCUUGCAACUAACUGCAAUGUGGAAAACAAACCCAUGGUCUAGAAUUUGAUAUAUAAAGAUAUAAGCUCCUCUGUCACAGUCCAACAAUAUGCAAGUUGUUCAAAGUGUAAGGCCUGCUACUACGAAUGUCACCCUGUAGCUGUAUCUAAUUUAGCAGUUCAAUUGAUGAAGUAGACGUCAUAAGUUCAAAUCUUAUCAUAUAAAAAAAAAAAAAAAAUCAUAAAUCCUAUCAUUAUUUAAAAAAAAAAAAAAAGACGGAAC